Closterium sp. NIES-65 is the source of this 1403-nucleotide messenger RNA. Lineage: Eukaryota; Viridiplantae; Streptophyta; Zygnematophyceae; Desmidiales; Closteriaceae. The record is from the annotation of a GenBank genome assembly.
GAGGGCCCAACGGGGGAGGCUACCUGCUGAACAACUACGAGUCGUUUGCCAUCACAGUGGGCGCCAUUCUCCUCUGCGGCAUUCUCAACUCCUUCUCCAUCAAGUUCAUUGGCCGCCUUGCCGUCGUCAGUGCCGUCUAUCAGAUGGGUCUCGCCAUAGUCAUCAUGAUUCUGCUGCCGUCGGUAGCGCCAGUGCACCAGAGUGCCUCCUUCGUCUUCACUCACCACCACGUGCAGCUGGACGUGUCUCUGCUGCCCACUAUGGCAAGUUUCGAGGCGCCUCAAAAACGCCUCUCACCUGCGUGCCCCUCCUCUCACUUUGAUACCCAUUGCUGCACAUCCCCCUUCCAAUCCCCCCCCCGGGCCUACGCCUUCAUAGCAGCCAUGCAGCUGUCCCAGUACUCCCUCUACGCAUACGACACCGCCGCCCACAUAGCAGAAGAAAUCAAGAGCUCUAACCACACGUUCUCUGCCAGCCAGCAUGGCAGAGACACGCACCCGCCACCACCCACAUGCAACUCCAUCUAUUCCCUCUCUCACCUUCCCUCCCUUCCCCUCUGGACCCUGCCCAGGCCGAUGCAGCUAUCGCAGUACUCCCUCUACGCAUACGACACAGUGGCCCACAUGGCAGAGGAGACCAAGCGCUCCGAUCGCGCGUCCCCAGCCAGCAUGGUGCUCUGCCUGUCCGCGGUCAGCCUGCUCGCGUGGGGGCUGCUCGUCGCCUUCACCUUCUGCAUUCAGAACGACGACAACCUCACCAGCCCGGACAGCGUUACGGCCGGCAAUCAGAUCCUGGUUACCAUCAUCUGGGAGGCCUUUUUCGCUCGCUUCGGCAGUGGCACAGGGGCGGUGGUGGUGCUCUCACUCAUCUACAUCGCCUUCCUCUUUGGCGUCUUCGCCGGCAUUCUUGGCGCCUCCCGCGCGGCCUACGCCAUAUCACGGGACAAGGGCCUACCCUUGGCGUUCAUCUGGCGGCGGGUGAACCGAGACAAGACGCCCAUCUACUCCGUGUGGCUCUGCUGUGGCGUCGCCAUCCUCUUCUCCCUGCCGCUCCUCAAGGACUCUUUCCUCUUCUCCGCCAUCACCUCCCUCGCCACCGUCGCCUGGGUGGGCGGCUAUGCUGUCCCCAUCUUCUUUCGGCUCAUUCAAAGGGAGGAGGACUUUGAACCGGGCCCGUUCUACCUCUCUAAAUACGUCGGCGUCUGGGGCAGUCCGACGGGUGGAGGCGAAGAGGAGGAGGAGGAGGAGAAGAAGAAGGAGGUGGAGGAGGAGGAGGAGGAGGAGGAGGAGGAGGAGGAGGAGGAGGAGGAGGAGGAGGAGGAGGAGGAGGAGGAGGAGGAGGAGGAGGAGACGGAGGCGGAUGGGUGGAGCAGUGAUUGUUGGUAUGCCUGGGAGCUGCACUAG